GAAAAGGAAAUAACAAAACAAGAUCCGGUUCGGUUUAUAUUUUAAUUUAAACCGAAACCUUCGAGAGUUGAAGACGCGAUGGGGAUCUCUUCCUCCGUACCUUCGUACUCCGCCUCUUUCUCUAACUCCACCACCACGGCCUCUCCUCCUCCUCCGUCGCCGCCGUCUCGCGUCAAUGAGAAAUCUUACGGACCUGAGAGGCCUCGAUUCUUCGAUGGAAAGGCGAAGAACAAGUGCUGGUCAAACGCCGACGUCGUCCCCGGUCGACAUCCCGAGAGGUGGCGAAAAGACGCCGCCGGAAACGUCGUCUGCAAAAGAUUCGGAAACUGCGGCGGAUGUCUCUGUUUCGAGUACGAUCACAUUGUUCCUUACUCCAAAGGUGGAGAAUCGACGGCGGAGAAUUGUCAGAUUCUUCAAACUAGAGUGAACAGAUUCAAAGCAGCUCAGGAGAAUGUGGAUGCUGAGACACUUAAGGGUUAUUCAUGUGGCCUGCAGUUCACAGACAAGGAGCUUGAUGUUAUUGAAAUGGCGGUUUAUGGAGACGUGUUACGACCUGGAAAAGAAUGUCGCUGCAAAACUGUAGCCGAGCUGCUUGGUCAGUACAAGGCCAAAGAUGGUAAAGCCGCGUGCGAGUUACCAUCAUAAUAAUAAAGCAUCUCUUUGUAAAGCAUUGAUUCAUCUCAUAUGCUCAAACUUUGCAUCUAAAAUCUUUUACUCAAUUUGGUAACCAUCUGUUUGCGAGAGUAGUGAUGGUGAUUCUUUUUUUUUUUUUUUUUUUUUUUUUUUUUUUUUUUUUUUUUUUUUGUCACGGGCGGUCUCCGGAAUCCCAGAGGACUCGAACCCAGGUGCCUUGGGAUCCAGUUCACUCUAGUGUUACCACUAGGCUAUUCUGUCCCGGCAGUGAUGGUGAUUCUAUCCCUUGUAUUUUGUUGUAAGAUUGGAAAUAAUAAUAUUCAGAUUAUACUACUACAUACCUUUAAGACUUUAA
Brassica oleracea var. oleracea is the source of this 988-nucleotide messenger RNA. RefSeq lists its product as uncharacterized. Bases 79 to 645 code for a protein of 188 amino acids. Lineage: Eukaryota; Viridiplantae; Streptophyta; Magnoliopsida; Brassicales; Brassicaceae. Gene Ontology annotation, molecular function: endonuclease activity; zinc ion binding; nucleic acid binding. The record is from RefSeq and is a predicted model, not a curated record. The transcript has 3 exons.